UCCUUCUCCAUCCUUCGCUUGUUUUUCCAGAACCAUCAAGCAGAGAGAGAGAGAGAGAGAGAGAGAGAGUAGAACCCUAGAAAAUGGAUAGCAAAUCGAGCCGAAAAGCCAGAGAUGAACGCGAGAGAGAUAGAGAUUCAAUCGAUGAAUACAGAGAUUCAAGCAAAAGCCACAGAGAUCGAGACCACAAGCAGCGAAGCAGCAAACUAAAAUCCAGAGAUGCCGAUGACGAUCACCACCACCACCACUCCCACUCCGCCGAGAAGCACCGCUCCAAGCACGAAAAACAUCGAGACCGAGGCGGCGAUGAUCAUCACAGAUCGAGAAACGAGAAGGACGAUAGCCGGAGAUCCAGAGAGUACUCUCAAGACCGCGAGAGAUCGCACGAGCCAAGGAAUGAGAGGGAAAGUAGCAGAGAUAGGGCUCAUGAUCAUCGCGACAGGCGUGAGAAAUCGUAUGAGCCGAGGAGUGAGCGAGAGCGAGAGCGAAGCAGAGACAGGGCGAGUUCGCAUGAGAGAGAGGGAAGUAGAGAUAGGGCUUUGAGAGAGGAGUCAGUGGAGAGGCGGCAUUCGUCGACAUCGCAGAAGAGGAAGGAGAGAGGAGACAGCGAAGAUCGUGUCGAUGGAAGCGAGAAGAAAGCUAGGGUUUCGGAGGAGAGGAAAGAGAAGAAGGAGAGGAGGCGGUUUGGAGAUAAGGCUGAGGACGUUGCUAAGGAAUUGAACGGAGGAGAGAGGGGAGAGAGGGAAGAGAGGAGAGAGAGGAGGAGAUUUGACGAUGGAGUCAAGGAUGAUGAGGCAAGAGACAGCAAUGCGAUUUCUAGGGGAGAGAAGAGAGAUAGGAGGAAGUUUGAGGAUCGAGUGAAGAAAGAAGAUGCAGAUGUUAAUGUUGAUGAGGAUUUUGAUGAGAAAAUAGUGAAGAAACAACCAAAGUAUGAGUCGUUUGAUAUUGAUCAGAAUCAUCAGAUUGCUGCUGCCCCAAACCGGAGUGAUGCAAUAGACAAUGUUAUGGCAUCUAGGACUCUAGCGGAGGCAUCUUUGGCCCCUAGCCAUUCCCCUCCUACCAAGGUAUCUUUGAUUUCUACCCCAAAUGAAAAUAAGGGAGUUAGUAUUCCCGGGUCUCAUGAGGUUCAUGGAAAAUCUAGUACAGAUGGGACAGCUCCAGCUAGCAAAAGUGGAAAUCUCUCUCUUGAUGUUUUAGCAAAAGCCAAGAGAGUUUUACAAAUGCAAAAGGAGCUAAAAGAGAAUAUGAAGAAACUUCCACUGUCAAAUAAGGUUGCAAAUUCAGAAGGUAUGCUGAAUGUAGCGUCAAAGGAGGGUCUUAAAGCCCCAUCCUCUAGUUCUGGAUUACUUCCUACACCUGUGAGUGCAUCCACUUUACCUUCUGCUGCUGCAGCUUCUUUGCAGCCUUCUGCAAGUGGGACGGUUCCUCAAGCUGGGCUUACAGCACCCAAUUUUGAAGCUGUGAAACGUGCACAAGAGCUUGCUGCCAAGAUGGGAUUUCGGCAAGAUCCACAGUUUGCUCCUCUUAUAAACAUGUUUCCAGGACAGAUGCCACCAGAGGUUACCUUCCAAUCAAAGCCUGCCAAGGCCCCUGUUCUUCGUUUGGAUGCGCUAGGUAGGGAAAUAGAUGAGCAUGGAAAUGUGGUGAGCACAACUAAAGUAACCAACCUGAGCACCCUUAAGGUGAACAUUAACAAGCAAAAGAAAGAUGCAUUUCAAAUUCUUAAACCUGAAUUGGAUGUAGACCCAGAAAAAAAUCCCCAUUUUGAUGCAAGAAUGGGUAUUGAUUCAAAAAAGCUUUUGAGGCCUAAGAGGAUGAGUUUUCAGUUUGUAGAGGAAGGCAAAUGGUCAAAAGAUGCGGAGAUUAUUAAACUGAAGAGUCAAUUUGGAGAAGCACAAGCCAAAGAGCUGAAGGCAAAGCAGGCUCAACUGGCGAAGGCAAAAGCAGAGCCUGAUAUAAAUCCAAACCUGAUAGAGGUAUCAGAGAGAGUAAUAAUCAAAGAAAAACCGAAGGAACUGAUUCCUGAAAUCGAGUGGUGGGAUCAACCUCUUUUGCAUUCUGGUACUUAUGGCGACAUCACUGAUGGUAACAUAGCUGAAGAUAAACUGAGGAUGGAGAACAUAACUAUCUAUGUGCAACACCCUCGUCCUAUUGAGCCCCCUGCCGAACCAGCGGCACCACCACCUCAACCCCUGAAACUAACCAAGAAGGAGCAGAAGAAACUCCGAAAACAGCGGCGUCUGGCUAGGGAAAUGGAUAGGCAGGAGAUGAUUCGGCAAGGCUUGUUAGAACCCCCAAAACCGAAAGUUAAAAUGAGCAAUCUCAUGAAGGUUCUUGGCUCCGAAGCAACUCAAGAUCCCACCAGGCUUGAAAUGGAAAUCCGGAGUGCAGCUGCCGAGCGUGAACAAGCUCACAUCGAUAGGAACAUUGCACGCAAGCUCACUCCUGAUGAACGUCGUGAAAAGAAAGAGAGGAAGCUUUUUGAUGACCCGAGCACUCUUGAGACUAUAGUUUCAGUAUACAAGAUCAAUGACCUUUCACACCCACAGACCCGCUUCAAGGUUGAUGUUAAUGCCCAGGAGAACCGGUUGAUGGGUUGUGCUGUAAUUUCUGACAGCAUAAGCGUUGUGGUUGUUGAAGGUGGGAACAAAUCCAUUAAAAGGUAUGGAAAGCUUAUGCUGAAGCGUAUAGACUGGGCUUCUGCUGUGAAAAUUGAGGAUGAAGAUGGUGAUGAAGAUGAGGAAAAACCCGUCAACAAGUGCAUGUUAGUCUGGCAAGGGAGCGUUGCUAAGCCCAGCUUCAAUAGGUUUUCUGUUCACGAGUGCAGGACUGAAGCAGCUGCCCGUAAAAUCUUUUCUGAUGCUGGGGUUGGUCACUAUUGGGAUCUUUCUGUUAACUUCACUGAGGACCAAAUGUAAUUUGAGGAGCUAAGUAAUUCCCAACUAGUUGUUGGAUCGUGGUGUUGUCAAUUCGGCUUCUUUGCUUCGUAUUUCGGUUAGGUUCAACGAUGUGGUAAGUUCUUGAGCUAUACUGUUAAUCACUUGAUGCAAGGCUCAUAAUUCUACGAGGUGAGAACGGGUGCUGCUGAUUUUUAGCGAAAUGAAUGAUACACUUGUAACUGUAUUUCUGCAUGCACAUUUUUCUGGAACAGAUCCAAAAUUCGUAUCAAUUGCACGAACUUCUGCACGAUAUUAUUGUUGUCUAUUGUGGUUUGACUUUUGAGUAUGCAGUGGUUGCAUGACUUUGUUAUGCAUUUGGAAAAACCCCUUUUUUUUUUGUUA
Molecule: messenger RNA, 3281 nt
Organism: Camellia sinensis
Lineage: Eukaryota; Viridiplantae; Streptophyta; Magnoliopsida; Ericales; Theaceae
Product: Pre-mRNA-splicing factor 3
Biological process (GO): mRNA splicing, via spliceosome
Cellular component (GO): U4/U6 x U5 tri-snRNP complex
Source: RefSeq, a predicted model, not a curated record